CCACCUGGAGCAUGCAUUGAUUAGCUAUCAUCCGCUCUAAAGACUUGUGCCCAGCCUCAAGUAGUUUGCUGACUCUGUUUGUUGUAAUACAAUUAGCUGAAAAAGGAUAUAAACCAAGAACCGUCAUAGCAGUUUCGAAGUCGCGAAAGGAUCCAACACACACAAAAAAUCUACCGACACAAAUAUAUCCGCCGUGAAUCGAGAGUUCUUGUUCAUUCAGCUCAAUUCUAGACGCAAACAGUUCAGUUCCAGGAGCGUUUUUCUACCCAGCCACACAAAUAAGCAGUGAAAGUGUCAAUACAUUUCGAGUGCUUAUUGCCAAAUCAAAGAAAAAACAACUGAAAAAAAUCACCAACGCAAGCAAAUAGUAUUCCAAGUGUUUACACUUUGCAUAAAUUUUUGUUCUUCUUAAAUAAUCACAAAAAACAAACAAAACACAAAACAAAAUGAUGGCCGUUGCAGCAGCCCAAAAGAAUCGCGAGAUGUUCGCCAUCAAGAAAUCAUACAGUAUUGAGAAUGGAUAUCCAUCGCGCCGCCGCAGCCUGGUGGACGAUGCCCGCUUCGAGACUCUGGUGGUCAAGCAGACCAAACAGACCGUCCUGGAGGAGGCGCGCAACAAGGCAAAUGACGCUUCUCUGGAGGAGUGCAUUCAGCAAGCCCAGGAGCACAUCCCAGCUGAGCAGAAUGUGGAGCUGCAGGAUGACCAGCCGCACCUCGAGAACCUCGAGUUGCCCAUGGAGAAUGAAUACGUUCCAGUUGAAGAUUUUGAGAUUGAGAGCGCUGAGACGCAGCAGUCGCAGGAGCCAGCGGGCCAGGCGCCCAAGAACGAUUACGGUCUUACCGAGGAAGAGAUUUUAUUGGCCAAUUCCGCUUCAGAGUCGCCGGAGGCUGAGGCAGCCAUGCAGAGCGCCGCCUUGGUGGUGCGCCUCAAGGAGGGCAUCUCGUCGCUGGGCCGCAUCCUGAAGGCCAUCGAGACCUUCCACGGCACCGUGCAGCAUGUGGAGUCGCGUCAGUCGCGCGUCGAGGGCGUCGAUCAUGAUGUGCUCAUCAAGCUGGACAUGACACGCGGCAAUCUGCUGCAGUUGAUCCGCUCGCUGCGUCAGUCGGGCUCCUUCAGCAGCAUGAAUCUGCUGGCCGAGAACAACAUUAGCGUGAAGGCGCCUUGGUUCCCCAAGCAUGCCUCCGAGCUGGAUGACUGCAACCAUCUGAUGACCAAGUAUGAGCCAGAUCUCGACAUGAACCACCCCGGAUUCGCCGACAAGGUGUAUCGUCAGCGUCGCAAGGAGAUUGCCGAGAUUGCUUUCGCCUACAAGUACGGAGAUCCGAUCCCAUACAUCGCCUACACCGAUGUGGAGGUCAAGACCUGGCGCUCGGUCUUCAAGACUGUGCAGGAUUUGGCCCCGAAGCAUGCCUGUGCCGAGUACCGUGCCGCCUUCCAAAUGCUCCAGGACGAGCAGAUCUUUGUCGACCAUCGUCUGCCCCAGCUGCAGGAGAUGUCUGACUUCCUGCGCAAGAACACGGGCUUCUCGCUGCGCCCCGCUGCCGGUCUGCUGACCGCUCGCGACUUCCUCGCCUCCCUGGCCUUCCGCAUCUUCCAGAGCACCCAGUAUGUGCGCCACGUCAACUCGCCCUACCACACCCCCGAGCCUGACUCCAUCCAUGAGCUGUUGGGACACAUGCCGCUGCUGGCCGAUCCCAGCUUUGCCCAGUUCUCGCAGGAGAUUGGUUUGGCCUCACUGGGUGCCUCCGAUGAGGAAAUCGAGAAGCUGUCCACUGUCUACUGGUUCACUGUUGAGUUUGGUCUCUGCAAGGAACACGGUCAGAUCAAGGCUUAUGGCGCUGGUCUCUUGAGCUCCUACGGCGAGCUGUUGCACGCCAUCAGCGACAAGUGUGAGCAUCGCGCUUUUGAGCCAGCCUCCACGGCUGUGCAGCCCUAUCAGGAUCAGGAGUAUCAGCCCAUCUACUAUGUGGCCGAGAGCUUCGAGGAUGCCAAGGACAAGUUCCGUCGCUGGGUCAGCAGCAUGUCUCGUCCCUUCGAGGUGCGCUUCAACCCACACACCGAGCGCGUUGAGGUGCUGGACUCUGUGGACAAACUGGAGACUUUGGUUCACCAGAUGAACACGGAGAUUUUGCACCUGACCAAUGCCAUUCACAAGCUGAAGCGUCCCUUCUAGAGUGAAG
Messenger RNA from Drosophila guanche, 2181 nucleotides. It is a transcript of the gene ple, whose product is annotated as tyrosine 3-monooxygenase. The coding region runs from base 447 to 2174 and encodes 575 amino acids. Lineage: Eukaryota; Metazoa; Arthropoda; Insecta; Diptera; Drosophilidae. Gene Ontology annotation, molecular function: tyrosine 3-monooxygenase activity; iron ion binding. Gene Ontology annotation, biological process: dopamine biosynthetic process from tyrosine. Gene Ontology annotation, cellular component: axon; perikaryon; cytoplasm. The record is from RefSeq and is a predicted model, not a curated record. The transcript has 6 exons.